Molecule: messenger RNA, 2396 nt
Organism: Oncorhynchus kisutch (coho salmon)
Lineage: Eukaryota; Metazoa; Chordata; Actinopteri; Salmoniformes; Salmonidae
Product: transmembrane and coiled-coil domain-containing protein 3-like
Biological process (GO): potassium ion transmembrane transport; proton transmembrane transport
Cellular component (GO): membrane
Molecular function (GO): potassium:proton antiporter activity
Source: RefSeq, a predicted model, not a curated record
AGCUGAUUCAACCCUGUACUGCGCAUGAGGAGGGACAUAGGAGGUGUCUGGAAUAUAAACAUAACUAACCCAUGUACACAAAGGGGCAGCAGCAGUAGUAGGUUGGAUGCGGGUUGUGUGUGCGGUGCUGUGCCUUGGCCUUGUCGGGGCGCUGCAGCGGGAACAGGUAGCUCAGCAUGCCAUCAAGCUGCAUCGGGGUAGGAGUGCUGUGGCCAAGCACGCUUGGAGCUGGGUGUCUGAUAACUGCCGGCGCCUGGGCAGCCUCAUCCGACAGAAGAACACGGCCAUUAAGAAGCUAGCUGUGGCUGCAGCCGCUGUGGGGCGAGACACUUCCCUCUCAGACCCAGAGAGACUCUUCCAGGUUCACACUCUGGAGGUGUUUCAGAAGGAGCUGAAUGAGAGCGAACGCUCAGUCUUCCAGGCGGUGGUGGGCCUGCAGAGGGCGCUGCAGGGAGACUACAGGGACGUGGUCAACAUGAAGGAGAGCAGCCGUCAGAGACUGGAGGCCCUCAGAGAAGCAGCCAUUAAGGAAGAGCAGGAGUAUGUAGAGCUGGUAGCAGCAGAGAAGCACCAGGUGGAGGCUGUGAAGAGUGCCCUGGCCCAGAACAAGACCCUGUCCAUGCUGGAUGAGAUCCUCGAGGACGUCAGGAGAGCUGCUGACCGCCUGGAGGAGGAGAUAGAGGACCACGCCUUCGACAACAAUAAACAGAUGAAUGGAGUGCACGUAGCCAACGUGGAGGCGGUGCUGAGAGUGGAGGAGGAGGAGGAAGACGGAGGGAAAAGAAGAAGGAACGCGUCAAGGAGAGGUGGAGAGGUGGAGGACGACGUGGGGCUGAGCAUGCUCAUCGACUCCCAGAACAACCAGUAUGUUCUGACCAAGCCCAGAGACUCCACCAUUCCCCGCUCCGAUCAACACUUCAUUAAGGACCUGGUCUCCGUAGUGAUGCUGUCUCUGCCAUGUGGUUGGCUGUGCACUAUGAUGGGCCUGCCCCCCAUGUUUGGUUACAUCGUCUGUGGAGUCCUUCUGGGUCCCUCUGGACUCAACAGCAUCAAGUCUAUGGUGCAGGUAGAGACGCUGGGAGAGUUGGGAGUGUUCUUCACUCUCUUCGUGGUCGGUCUCGAGUUCUCCCCAGAGCGACUUCGGAAGGUGUGGAAGAUCUCUGUGCAGGGUUCAUGCUACCUCAGUCUGUUGAUGGUGGCUACAGGGCUGCUGUGGGGUCAGGUGCUGCAUAUCCGUCCCACCCAGACCGUCUUCAUCUCCUCCUGUCUCUCUCUAUCCUCCACGCCGCUGGUCUCACGCUUCCUGGCUGGGGGCACCCGCGCAGACAAGGACGGGGAGCUGGACUACAGUAGUGUUCUCCUGGGGAUGUUGGUAAUGCAGGAUGUUCAGCUGGGUCUGUUCAUAGCCGUCAUGCCCACCCUCAUACAGGUGUCAUCUGGCCACCUGGACAGUGUCCUGUUUGGAGGUCUGCACGUCCUCCUGCUCCUGUCCCAGGUCCUGUUCUCUCUGGCUAUGGUACUACUGCUGUGUGUUCUCCUCAAAUCCUUCCUGAUUGGUCCAUACUACAGGAAGCUCCAUGCUGAGUCUAAAGGCAACAAGGAGAUCCUGGUUCUGGGGACCGCUGCCUUCGUAUUCCUCAUGCUCACCGUGACAGAGUUCCUGGGCGUUUCCAUGGAGCUGGGCUGCUUCCUGGCUGGAGCACUUCUCUCCUCGCAGGGUCACAUUUGCACCACGGAGGUCAUGGGCUGCAUCGAGCCAAUCAGAGACUUCCUCGCCAUCAUCUUCUUCGCCUCCAUUGGUCUCCAUGUGUGUUCUCUUCUACUGCAGGUUUCCCAUGUCUUUCCUACCUUUGUCCUGUAUGAACUGACAGUCCUGGUGGUGCUGACUCUCUCACUGGUCAUCAUGAAGUUCCUGAUGGCGGUGCUGGUGCUGUCGGCCAUCUUGCCUAAGGGUUCUCGCCACAUCCGUUGGAUAGUGUCUGCUGGCCUGGCGCAGGUCAGUGAGUUCUCCUUCGUCUUGGGGAGCCGCGCCCGCCGAGCUGGCAUCAUCUCCAGAGAGGUGUACCUGCUGGUUCUCAGUGUCACCACUCUGAGUCUUCUGCUGGCUCCGGUGUUGUGGAGAGCUGCCACACACAAGUGGGUCCCUCGAGCCGAACGCAAGACGCUCGCCCGCCCGCCCCACUGCUGCCACACCCAGCAGACUGAAGCCCAUAGGGGCCCUGCAAAAGGGCCGAAGGGUCAAAGGUCAUUCUCCCUCUUUCCAUGGAGAAAAUCCUAAUGACCCAUUAUCUUUGGAUCAUUGGUUGCAUCCAAAACGGCACCCUGUUCCCUACAUAGAGCCCUGAUCUAAAGUAGUGCACUAUGUAGGGAAUAGGGCUCUGGUCUAAAGGAAGUGC